Molecule: messenger RNA, 1340 nt
Organism: Dendrobium catenatum
Lineage: Eukaryota; Viridiplantae; Streptophyta; Magnoliopsida; Asparagales; Orchidaceae
Product: probable protein phosphatase 2C 5
Exons: 11
Coding region: 95-1147 (350 amino acids)
Biological process (GO): protein dephosphorylation
Molecular function (GO): protein serine/threonine phosphatase activity
Source: RefSeq, a predicted model, not a curated record
UUUUAAAGGCAAUCGACCAAAACCAGACCUUCGGCUAUCUUUCACAUCGCCUUAUCGCUUCCUGACCGCAACCGCGGGCCUCUCCCUGGAGUUCAUGGCUCUGCUGCUCCCGUCAAGGCUGCAGCAGGCACUUAACUUUAGCGGUGCCGUCGUGACUCGGAGGGCUAGUAGGUUUCGCUGCUCGGCAAUCGCUGUAGACGCUUCCUCCCGUCUUGCUGGUGGAGUCUCGGGGAUUCGAUGGGGGUCGAGCACCCUCCAGGGCCCCCGUUCUGAGAUGGAGGAUGUCGUCGUCCUCCGAUCCGACGGCCUUUCUGGCUUUACCUUCGCCACUGUCUUUGAUGGCCACGCCGGCAUCUCUUCUGUCGAGUUUCUUAGGGAUGAACUAUACAAGGAAUGUAUGAAUGAAUUGCGAGGGGGAUUAUUGUUAGGCAGCAAGGAUUUUCAUGCUAUAAAGGAUGCACUUACCAACGCUUUUGAAAAUGCUGAUGGUAGACUCCUGACUUGGCUUGAACAGAUUCAGAAUGAAGAUGAAUCUGGUGCAACAGCUACAGUUAUGUUUGUUGGGAAUGAUGUCUUGAUUAUUUCGCAUGUCGGAGACUCAUGUGUGGUGUUAUCUCGCAAGGGAAAAGCAGAAGUUCUGACCAGUCCUCACAGACCUUUUGGGAGUAAUAAAGUUUCCAUGGAAGAAGCAAGGCGGAUCAGAGCAGCUGGUGGAUGGAUUGUUGAUGGCAGAAUUUGUGGUGACUUAUCUGUAUCCCGUGCUUUUGGAGACCUACGGUUCAAGACAAAGAAGAACGAAAUGCUGCUAAAAGGAGUCGAGGAGGGCAAAUGGACAGAAAAGUUCAUAUCAAGAAUAAAUUUUAAGGACGACUUGGUAACUCCUACUCCAGAUAUCACUCACAUAUAUCUUGGAUCUGAUGUGGAAUUUAUCUUGCUAGCUUCUGAUGGCUUAUGGGACUACAUAAAAAGCUCUGAUGCUGUAAACUUUGUGAGGAAUCAUCUUCGUCAACAUGGUGAUGUUCAGCUCGCUUGUGAAGCACUUGCGCAGGCCGCAUUGGACCGGAGAUCACAAGACAACAUCAGCGUCGUGAUUGCUGACUUAAGAUUGGCAAAACCUGCCAGAUCAAAGGCCCAACAUGUUUUUUGAAGCAGGACAAGCAUUUGUUACUGUCGGCAUUGUUUCAUUAGGAAUAUGGGUGGCAUAUUUUCUUUUUCUGUAAAUUCGUCUCUGAUGUGUAGUGGAAUUCCACCCCUUCCUGCUCCCGUGUACAUACAAGAAAUGUUUAAGAUACAUCUGUUAAUUGUCUUGCUAAUUAGAUUGUGCUUUCUUGGUUAUAUCU